AUGUUUCAUGUCAGGGUUGCCCGGCUAUUACCAACUCUGCUGGGAGGCCGAGCCCUGCACCGCACACAGGGACACCCCGCGGCCAGGGUGGCAGUGGUGGGUUUAUAAUGGGGGUACAGUGUGUAAUAUGGGGGGUACAGUGUGUAAUAUGGGGGGUACAGUGUGUAAUAUGGGGGGUACAGUGUGUAAUAUGGGGGGUACAGUGUAAUAUGGGGGACAGUGUGUAAUAUGGGGGGACAGUGUGUAAUAUGGGGGGGACAGUGUGUAAUAUGGGGGUACAGUGUGUAAUAUGGGUUGACAGUGUGUAAUAUGGGGGGGUCACAGUGUGUAAUAUGGGGGGACUGUAACAUAUCACCUGUUACCCCGACUGGGUACCUCAGUUGAAGGAUGCUCCUAGUGCUUACAGAGGGCUCCAAGCACUCCAGCCGACACCAUAACCACCGUAGACUCCUUCAGAGAGCAAGACAGGAACAAGCUCUUACAAGAGCUUAGCAGUGAUUUAGCAAGGGAGUAUGACAAGCAUAGCAAUCCCUUGUAGCAGAUUCCCCCAAUAAGAGACGGCACUCCAAAUUGAGGGUGAAGUAGAACUGCGAUGUUAAUGAAACACUCUGCUUUUAUGCACAUUUUACACACCUAGUACCGCCCACAGGGUUUGUAAAACAACCAAUCCAGCACGUACAUUAUAGUAAAACACUCCCAUUCAUUCCCACAAAAUCCUCCCCUCUGCCUGUGAAAUAAUUACUGAACACAAUGGGCUAACGUAAUUAUCACAGGCAGGAAAAAUAUACUUUUUAUACAUGUAUUGUAACUUUAAAACUAUACAUGCCAUUCACAUAAAACAUACAUUUUCAGAAUCAGCAUACUCCAAAUAUGAACACGAAAAUCAUACAAAUCCCUCCAGUAGAUAAAAAAUUAGUCGGAAGUCCUUUGUGACCGACUGCAAGCACAUUUUCCUGCCCAAAACAGUUCCAUAGAUUUGGGCUGUGCGGUCGGUCAAUUUCACACUGAAAAAUGGCUAAGUCCCAUUCGAAUGCACGAACGGGGCCGUUCGUGCAUUUGGCUCAGUAUAACCGUGAGUUCAAACUGCCGAACGGGACUUAGUCUCUGUAGCUGAAAACUGAGUGGAGAAGAAGGUAGGGGUCAGCGGUGUUCGUUGAAAUGUGCAGCCGAUUUCAGGUCCAUGAAUUUGGCUACACAUACCGCUGACCACGUGCGAAUGAAUAAAGAUGGCCGCCGCCACGUGUUAGUUUGUACGAACGGCUGCCACCCAGCGGUCAGCAAUUUACCUACAGCAGGCUCCCAGCCUGGGAGGUGAAUUGCCUGCUCACUUCCAUUUCUGAGUGGUCCGCCUGUGUGGUACUUGGUUCAGUAAGUUCCAGUUACUGAACCAAGUGGGAGAAAGCCAGCCCUUUAAAGUAUUUUAAAGGGCUGGGGACAUAGUCAUAAAGGGUCAUUGUCACACAAAGUCUCAGUAUGUCCCCAGAUGGUUCUUAAAGGGCCAGCACGGUCUAAUACAAGUCCAUAAGCCCAAAUGUAGUCCAAUAGAAGUCCAAAAUGGGCCAUACACAGUCCAAUAGAAGUCCAUAAGCCCCAAGACUGUUGUUAAAGGGCAAAAUCUCCCAGGGGCCAUAGUCAGAAGGUAGGAGGCGGGCAAACAGGCCCCUCCAAAAACCAGUGGUGAGGUCGCUUUCGUCACAGGGACUGUGUGUAAUAUGGGGGGACACUGUGUUAGAUGGGGUGACACAGUGUAAUAUGGGGGGACAGCGUGCAAUAUGGGGGGGGACAGUGUGUGAUAUGGGGGGACAGUGCGUUAUAUGGGGGGAAUGGUGUGUGAUAUGAGGGGCAGUGCCUAAUAUGGGGGGGACAGUGCGUAAUAUGUGCCUACGGUGUUUGAUACGGGGGGUACUGUGCUUAAUAUGGGAACACUGCGUGAUAUGAGGGUACUGUGUGUGGUAUGGGGGUUACCGAGUGUAGGUAGGGGGUAAUGAGCAUAGUAUGGUCGUUCCGAGCAUAGUGUUGGGGUACCAAGUAUCGUAUGGGGGUACUGACUUUAUAAUUUAAGAAUACCGUGCAUGAUAAUGCGUAUGGAAAUCCUGCCUUAAAUGGGAAUGACCGCAUGAGCUUUUUACCCCAUGUGUGUCCUAGGCAUUCAUCAUUGAUGUUUAGAGGGAACUCUGCUUAAUGUUUGCUCUCUGUUCAGGUCCUGUCUGGCUGCGGUGUUUACGAUGGGUCCGAAAUCCAUGAAGCAUCUGCGUGAGUAUUCUCAAAUGUAUUGUGAGCAGGGUAAUGAAUUUAUCACGUCCAUACUUUAUUAGACUGACCAUGGCGACUAUUCUCUGAGCCAUCAAUAUACAUACUGCGGCAGAUCCACUGCGCGCCAUACUUAGCUGAAUAUUAUUGUGUCACAUGGUCUUAUGGAGGUAAAAAAAUAUAAAUUUAUUUACUCCAACAUUCCCGUUACCCCAAUGUGUGCUGCGAGGUAAGGCAGAGAUUAAUGUAUCAUUUCUCAGCUAGAACCCUAUCAUUCCCCGUUACCCCAUAGUGUACUGUGAGGAAAGGCAGAGAUUAAUGUAUCACUUCACAGCUUGAACCCCAACAUUCCCCAUUACCCCAUCGUGUACUGUGAGGUAAGGCAGAGAUUAAUGUAUCACUUCUCAGCUAGAACCCCAACAUUCCCCGUUAACCCAUCUCGUGCUGUGAGGUAAGGCAGAGAUUAAUGUAUCACUUCUCAGCUAGAACCCCAACAUUCCCCGUUACCCCAUCGUGUGCUGUGAGGUAAGGCAGAGAUUAAUGUAUCACUUCUCAGCUAGAACCCCAACAUUCCCCGUUAACCCAUCUCGUACUGCGAGGUAAGACAGAGAUUAAUGUAUCACUUCUCAGCUAGAACCCCAACAUUCCCCGUUACCCCAUCCUCUUUUCUUAACCCAGCUAUUUCCGUCCCAGAUGCGAUGGCUUUUUGCUUUGUACUCUCUCCGCAGAAUCCUUGUCCACCUGAGCCGUGCGGGGGCCGAUGUGAAGAUCUUUGCUCCAGAUACCUCUCAGAUGCAUGUUAUUGAUCACAGUAAAGGUCAGCCCACACAGGAGAGCAGGUACACAUCCAGCGCGCAGGAUUCAUUGUUUCACUAGAAACCUUGUUAAUAAACAGUAUGUGUACAAUGGUUACCCAAUAGUGGUGUUCUGAUAAUGAUUACAGCACUGGACGGGCUCAUUUGGCAGCGAGAGGAAUUUGCCAUUUUUCCGAUCUCAGGAAAAGGUUUGUAAAUGGGGUUCCCUCUAGCCAGAUGUGAAACUUUCAGAUUGGUGAUUACUUUGUAUAGUGCGCUUACAAAUGUAAUUAAGUUAAAAAUAAGCAGCUACACACUCUAGUGGAUACUCUUAUCCCCACUAAUUAUAGAAAUGAACCAAAGUGAGCUUAGUACAAUCUGGAUAUAACGUCCAGACUCUACUAAUCAAAUGAGUGGAGCGUUAAAGGUAUAAACUUACCCUCAAAUAGGGUUAAAUCUCAGAUGUAUAUCAGUACAUAUAAAGGAAACAAAAAAAUAAAACACCAUAUAUUGUAAAUCCACAGGUGGUAAUGUAUUUUGGUGAUAAUUCAAGUAGUCAAACUCGCAUUGAUCGGAGCCUCAAAGGGACAGGCUCAAAUCACUUGCACAGUAGUGUCGUAUGGAGACACUGCACCCUUUUGCCUGGAAUGGAUUUCCUCAAAGGAGAGAGAAAGGCAGACUUCCUAGUGUAUUAAGUAUCAACCAAAAUUUAAAAAAAAAACAGUGGUUAUGGCUGUGCUCACCUUUUCCUGAGCCAAUGAGAACCUGGCUCUGGAUGCUAGACCUGGGUACCUCUAGAGGGAGGCACCUGCCCUUCUUUAGCAGCAAGAUGAAGUUAGAAGCUGAUGGGACUUGGUUUAAAAUACAUACAUUUAUUGCAACUUUAAAUAUAAAAACAAGAACAUAGAAUUAGCGCCAGUCCCGAGACCGAUUGAAAAAGACCCCAUAGUGUGGGUGAAACGCGUCUCGGGACUGGCGCUAAUUACUGGGACAUUCUUUAUCUUAUAUAGAAGCAACUGGAUAUUUUUAUUUAAUUCUAUGUUUUUGUUUUUAUAUUUAAAGUGAUGUGAAUGUGAUGCAUACUUUUAAAGUUAUGAAUAAUGUGGAAAAAUUGUAUUUCUCUGCCUGUGAUAAUUAUAUUACCCAUUGUGUAAGGUGAUUGAAUCACAGGCAGAGGGGAGGAAUUUGUGUGGGAGUGUCUGAGUGUAUUGUAUGUGUUUAUUGGUUGUGUUCCAAAACCCUGUGGGUGGUACUAAUGUGUAAGAAUGUGUACAUAAGCACAAUAAACCCACAGCUCUGGCUGUUCACUGCUUGACCCUCAACACAGAGAUUUGUCUCGUUCUUGGGGGGAUUUACUGUAUGCUGUUCCAGUUUGACUGCUAGGAGUGUAAACCUAUUCGUAUGGUUUUUCCUAUUCGGCUGUUUACGGCAUUCGUAUGGUUUCUUGUUCGGCGGAUUGGUGUUCUGCAGUAGCUGUGCCUGUGUCUCUGGAAUGGAAGAUCUACUAAACGGCGGUUUAACCCUUUUAUGCCCGGGGUGCCGUUACACUGUCCCUUUGAGGCUCCGAUCAAUGCGAGUUUGACUACUUGAAUUAUCACCAAAAUACAUUACCACCUGUGGAUUUACAAUAUAUGGUGUUUUAUUUUUUUGUUUCCUUUAUAUGUACUGAUAUACAUCUGAGAUUUAACCCUAUUUUAGGGUAAGUUUAUACCUUUAACGCUCCACUCAUUUGAUUAGUAGAGUCUGGACAUUAUAUCUAGAUUGUACUAAGCUCACUUUGGUUCAGAUGUGAAACUUUGCACAGAAAAUUCAUCUGUAUUUUUCCCCAGACCUCCUGGCUAUACGCCUUUUAGUGCUGCUACACAGGCCUCUGAUGGUAAUUGACAAUUAGAAUUCAGGAGAUAAUUAUUCUGCUUAGAGUCAUAACCAGAAAAUAGCACUAAUACUAAUCCAGAGGGGAAUAGUUACAUAGCUGAAAAGAGACUUGCGUCCAUCAAGUUCAGCCUUCCUCACAUAUGUUGUUGCUGUUGAUCCAAAAGAAGGCAAAAAACCUAGUCUGAAGCGCUUCCAAUUUUGCAACAAACUAGGGAAAAAAUUCCUUCUUGACCCCAAAAUAGCAGUCAGAUGUCUCCUUGGAUCGAGCAGCUAUUACCCCACUAAUUAGAAAUUUUAUCCCUGUAUGUUAUGUUUUUGUAAGUAUUUAUCCAAUUGUUGUUUAAACAUCUGUAUGGACUCUGAUAAAACCACCACUUGAGGCAGAGAAUUCCAUAUCCUUAUUGCUCUCACUGAAAAAAAACCUUUUCUUUGCCUUCGAUGAAAUCUCCUUUCUUCCAGUCUAAAUGUGUGACCUCGUGUCCUAUGUAUAGCCCUGUUUAUGAAUAGAUUUCCAGAUAAAGGUUUGUACUGGCCCCGAAUAUAUUUGUAUAAAGUUAUCAUAUGCCCUCUGAGGUGCUUAUACAGAUUGAGAAUGCUGAGUGUAUUCCCUACAAAGAAAGUCCAAACAUGACUGGUGCACCUUCAGCUGUGUAAGGUGACAAUACCAGACCUAUAGACAUUAUUUCUGUGACAGACGUACAGCAAGAUCAACCUAGAAUCCUGACAGUCUCUCCUACUUCGUCCUGGACUUCUGUCAGGCUGGAUUGCAAAGUCAAGAUGGGCACAAAGAGUAUGAGAUCUCCAGUAUGCAAAUUCUGGGUACAUGGGAGUCCAGAUCUGUUGCUAUUUACUUUCCGGGACUCCCUUGAGUCCCUUGAGUGAUUGAUACUGUAAAGGCAAAGUGAAGAACUGGAUUCCCUGUUCAUUUUGAACCAUCUCUUUGUGUAAAUAAUUGAUAUAUUUAUUUCUAUGUAUGCACUGUGACCUUUAUUAAGUUCUGCCAUUACCUGAAUUUAAUGAUAAAGUUGACUUGAAGUUGUAUCUGUUUCGGGGAGUAUUGAAGGCACCCCAUUUAUAAAUUGCCCUGGUGGUGGCAGCUUUUGAUACAAUAGUUGAGUAUAGGUGUAGUUGUUUUUUGUUUUUUUUUCUAUCAUUAUUUUUGGUCUAGUGCAGAUGGUAAAUCACGAUUGAUUGUUUGUUGUGUGUUUUUGUAUUGUUUGUUGUCUAAUGGUGCAUGAGUAUUGGGAAUUUUCCUUUGGUAUAUAUCAGACAAAGAUAAGUACAGCAGUUUGUCUUUGACACAGGCCGGUGAACGUAUGGUGACAUACAAUGUUACAUAAGAUUGCAUGACAAACAGAUAUUUUCGUUCUGACUGUAAUUUAUUUCCAGGAACGUGUUGGUGGAGUCGGCUCGAAUCGCACGCGGUGACAUCACAGCUUUGUCCAGUCUGAACGUGCAGGAUCAUGAUGCGGUCAUAUUCCCAGGAGGAUUUGGAGCAGCAAAGAACCUGUGAGAAUUAUGGGACUUCUGUUCAGAGGAAGACCCCACUCAGACCUUCUGCUAAUAAAAAAUGAUGUUUCUGUCUAUCGGAAUGAAUAUUACUGUGUAAAUCCAGGAUUCAUGUGAAAGAUGUAUUACUCUUGGCUGGGUGCUGCAGACAUAAAUUACCUCCGUCUUAGUAAUAAACGUGUGUUAUAUUAAAUUUGGUAAUAGUAACAUCCCCUGGAUGUUGGGCAAAAGUAACAUCCCCAGGACGUACUUGGAAAUCAAAGCAAUCUGAAUGUACCUUUUGUGGUUAAAUACUUUGUUGUUAUUAUUAUUUUUAUGAUGAUAAUGAUGAUUAUUAUUAUAUAGGCUGCUAUACAGCUCUGCAAUGGAGCGCAAACCCUAGAAUGGUCUUCAUGCUGUGCAGCUGCGCGUGAGCUGGGUCGGGUGGCAUAUUCUGUGUUUUCAAGGUUUCUACCUGACCCAAUUCCAUAUCUCUUACCCCAGGUCCUCUUUGAUUUAUUAAAUUAAUUUUACUCCGUGUAUUUCACCAAUAUUUAAAUUGUCACCUUUUCUGUGUUUUUGUUUUUUUUCUUUUGUCCCACAUUUACAAUUAUUACUUAAUCAUUAUAUUUACGUAUAAUUUCCCACAAAGUAGAGGGAUCUCCCAAGGAGGGCCAUUCUUCAGUUGGAGUUGUCGGGUUAGCCCAUAAUGUAAUUGUAUGGGACAGUGGGGUUACCAGGGGACUAUGACUAUAUAGUACAGUUAUUUUUUUCUUUGUUUUACAGAUCCUCCUUUGCUGUGGACGGGGAGUCAUGUGGCAUUAAUUCAGAUGUGGAACGUGUUCUGAAGGAUUUUAACAAAUCAAAGAAACCUAUUGGGUAAGACAACUGGAUUUACUCUUGUGUCUGAAGCGCACUGCCCAGCCUGGCUCCCGCCCUGUGUCCAUGGCGCAGUGCCCAGCCUGGCUCCCUCCUCGUAUAAAAGGUGCACUGCCCAGCCUGGCUCCCUUGCCGUGUCUGAGACGCACUGCUGAGCCUGGCUCCCUCACAGUGUCUGAGGCGCACUGCCCAGCCUGGCUCCCGCCCUGUGUCCAUGGCGCAGUGCCCAGCCUGGCUCCCUCCUCGUAUGAAAGGUGCACUGCCCAGCCUGGCUCCCUUGCCGUGUCUGAGACGCACUGCUGA
This is a messenger RNA of Pelobates cultripes (western spadefoot toad), 7589 nucleotides long. NCBI's taxonomy places the organism in Eukaryota, Metazoa, Chordata, Amphibia, Anura, Pelobatidae. The record is from the annotation of a GenBank genome assembly.